This is a messenger RNA of Oncorhynchus masou masou (cherry salmon), 7078 nucleotides long. Its product is annotated as general transcription factor 3C polypeptide 1-like. Gene Ontology annotation, biological process: 5S class rRNA transcription by RNA polymerase III; transcription initiation at RNA polymerase III promoter. The record is from RefSeq and is a predicted model, not a curated record. Gene Ontology annotation, cellular component: transcription factor TFIIIC complex. Gene Ontology annotation, molecular function: DNA binding. NCBI's taxonomy places the organism in Eukaryota, Metazoa, Chordata, Actinopteri, Salmoniformes, Salmonidae.
AUGUGCAUCGGCAAGCUGGAGUCUCGUAUGAUCUGCCGACUGCUGGAGUAUGGACAGACACUGAUCAAGGUGAAGUCGGCCCCUGUGUACCAGGAGUGUGUGUACCCUCUGUGUGGCCUCUGUGAUACCAGGAUCGGCCCCUGUGAUACCAGGAGAGGAGAGGUAUGUGUCCUCAACCCUGUGGCCCCUGUGAUACCAGGAGAGGUAUGUACCCUACCUCUACCUCAGUACCUGUGUAUGUCGGUGUGUACCAGGAGAGACGCUAGUCUGACGGCUGGUUCUGGUUCUCCAGACGCUAGUCUGACGGCUGGCACCAAGGUGGUGGCUCGUGUGUCUCUGUGUGUGUGUGUCGAGGAUGUCAUCGGCAAGCUGGAGUCUCGUAUGAUCUGCCGACUGCUGGAGAGGACAGACAUGAUCAAGGGUUUCAUGGAAGACGAGGGUCGUCAGAGGACCACGAAGUACCUCGGCCAUCUGCACGUUGACGAGUCUGAUCUGCUUCGACAUCUCGUGAAAGAGCAGGAGCGAUCAGACCGGCUUCGCACUGUAGGGGGAGGAGGGGACGGAGAGGGGGCCCCCCAAACCCCAGCACAGGCCACCCUAAAAACACCAGCGACCACAAAGACUCGGCCUGCGCCAAAAACAACAUCGCCUCUGGAACCUCUGGGAAACGCAGAGGGAGAGGAGGAGAGAGAGAGGGAUGAGGAAGACGAAGACUGGGAAGUCGAGAAGAAAAGGAAGAAGGGAACGAAGAAGAAAAAUGCAAAAAAAAAGAAAGUGGGCAAGAUGUCUCUCCUGAAGCAGUCCAAACUCAACUUCCUGGUAGCUCAUCACUCUGCACCCGUCACGAGUGGAGCCAAUCAGGAGCCAGAGCUGGAAUCUUGGCUCAGCCCAGUUGAGGAGGAGUCGUCGUCGUCAAAAUUCGGUCCUGACGUUUCAUUGGACCAGACUGGGAGUAUGUUCGCAGGCAACAGCCAAGCAGAGGACAGCGUCACGGUCAUCGAGGAGAUCCCCAGUCAGAAGGAGCACCACCGCCAGACCUACCGCCUGCUGAAGAGGAAGAAUGUGAUUGUGGAAGCUGUUCAGAGCCUCAAGAUCAUAGAGGGCCUCUUCACAAUCCAGAGGUUGGUUCAGGAUGAGGAGAAGCUAGAUGGAGUGAACACUAAGUGUUGUAAGAAGUCUAUCCUGCGUCUCAUCAGAUCUCUGUCUAAAGAGGGAAUGCUCAAACUGUUCAGGACCACUGUGAUACAGGACGGAGUCAGCAAGAAGGUGGAGUUUAUAGUCCACCCCUCUGUCUCUCCUAGUGAUGCUUUAGUGAAGUCGGCUAUAGAACAGGUCCGCUUCCGCAUCUCCAGCUCCUACCCUGCUGCACGUAAUGAAAUGCAGGAAGAGGAGAAGGCUAAGGAGAGAGAGAGGAGCAGUGUGGGAAAUGAGGUCCCUGCUAAACCCCAGAAUAUGAGAACAGAGGACAAGAUGGGAGACAAAGACAAACAACUGAAGAACUUCAAACCUUCUAUAGUCCCAGGUCUCAGCAGGUCUUUGGGGUACCAGCCUAAGAUGCCGUAUCUGGUCUACGGACACCCCCUGAGACACCCCUCUGCCCUCCACAACACCUCUAUCGUCCCCCCCACUGAUAACCCUGGUGUCCAGACGACCUGCCCCACCACCCGCAGUAACCCCUCACAACCCCAAACUACACACCCUGACGACACCCAUCCUUCUAGCUCUGAACACACAGACCAUACCACCCCAACCCCCCGAAACACAGACUCCCCCAAUCCCCAGAACUCAGACCUCCCCACCUCUUCCCCCCGAAACACAGACACCCCCAAUCCCCAGAACUCAGACCUCCCCACCUCAUCCCCCCGAAACACAGACACCCCCAAUCCCCAGAACUCAGACCUCCCCACCUCAGACCUCCCCCCCGAAACACAGACUCCCCCAAUCCCCAGAACUCAGACCUCCCCACCUCAACCCCGAAACACAGACUCCCCAAUCCCCAGAACUCGGACCUCCCCACACCCAAGCCCACCCACUGACAACGCUGCAGUAAGUGACCCCGCUUCCACAGAGAACAGAAGAGCAGGAGGUGAUCAAUCUGACAGAUGUCCCGACCCUGACAUGAAAGUCUAUGUAGAUGAGGUGUCUUGGAGGAGGUUCAUCCCCCCGGCUCCAGUCCACAGAGAGUUCGGUCCAGGCUGGGCCCUGACCUCUGAUGUUGUUCUCUGUCUGCCUCUCUCCAUCUACAUUCAGAUUAUACAGAUAUCCUUCAAGGUGGAUGGUUUGGAGGAGUAUCUGAACGACCCAGUGAAGCAGCACUACCUCAUCAGGUUCCUGCCUUCUAGGAUGAAGACCCAACUACUGCACAAACGGAAGUACAUCUUUAGUUUCCAUGACAGCAUGCAGCGUCUGAUUUUCAUGGGUCUGCUGCAGUUUGGCCCGGUGGAGAAGUUCCAAGACAAAGACCAGGUGUACCUGUAUGUGAAGCGUAACUGUAUGAUAGUAGACACUACUAUGUGUGAGCCCCACUAUAACCUGGUGUUGGAGACGAAGGUGUUUGAGAGACGCAGAUACACCCUGAACACCCUGACAGACGUAGAUAACUACUGGUUUGACCUGAUGUGUGUCUGCCUCAACACACCACUUGGCGUGAUCAGGAAGGAGCGUCCGAAGAGAAGCUCUGCCUCCAAAUCCCAGGAGGGGCCAGUCGGGGUUCCCGUGGAAACAGACCGCCACAAGUUCCGUCACCUAGAUCACAUGCUCAAGGGCAGCAGGGAGGUGUGUUACACAGCAGUAAUACCAGGGGACGGUAAAGGAGCAGGAGGUCUGGACUCUGAGUUCUUCGGACACCUCAAACGCAACUGGAUUUGGACCUGUCAUCUGAUGAGAACCAAGAGGAGCAACAACCAGUACGAGUCCAGUAACACCGUGAGACUGAAUAGUCUACUGACCAAACAUGUGACCAUGGAUAGAGGCCCCAAGUUCCCCGGGCCCCAGUCCUCUAAGCAAGGGGUCCCAGCAGGGUUGAGGUUGGAGGAGGUCCACAUCUCCACUGAGCCGUCCAGUAGGAACCGGCUGGUUAAAGGAGGGAAGAAGCAGAAGAGGAAGAGAACCAUUAAACUGAAAAAACAGGCCAAAACACCACCGAAGAAGAAGAAAGUCGAGGUGAGAAAGCGGCCCCCAGUCCAUGAUGCAGCGGACCACAAAGCUCUGAUGAUGAUGACCAGACAGAGAGUCACAUGGAGCGUCAGCGAGGACUCUGUCCUCAUCCUCUGCAGAGUCGCUUCACACUUCCUGAACCGCAAGCUCCGCAGGCCCUUCGUCCCGUGGUGUGUAGUGAGGGAUCUGCUCCACGCAGAGUUUGAAGAGUCUCUGGAUAAAACCUCUCCGUCUGUUGGACGACGAUCACGUUACAUUCUGAAGAACCCACAGACAUACCUCAACUACAAGAUCUGUCUGGCGGAGGUGUACCAGGACAAGCCUCUGAUAGCGAAACUACAGGGAAGGAAACACGACCCCAACGACCCCAAGGAAUGUUCGACAGUGUUCCGUGAGUUUGUGUCGUUACUCAGACAGAAGUUCAGCUCCGCCUCCGGGUCGUGUGAUGUCACCAUCCCUGACACCAAGACACAGCUGUUCUCACGGUUUAAGGUGUACACCCUGGAGGACAUGUCAGAUGAGAACACCAAGGACUCUCUCAACAGUAUUGAGGACAUCCACUCCCUUGUGUUGAAUAAUCUGAUCCAGAGUACAUUGGCCAUGUCCAACUCUCAGAUGAAAUGCUGCCGAUCCUUCCAGACCUUCCAUACCUACAGUAGGUACCGUCAGGAGGUUCUGUGUCAGGCGUUUGUCCAGUGCAGGAAGAGGGGAUUGGUCAACAGGCGAAGGAUCAGUCAACUGUGUGGUCCCAAUAAGAACCGUGCCCUACCCAUCCUGCCCAUGUCUUACCAACUGUCUCAGAGUUACUACAGGUGUUUUACAUGGCGUCUGCCCACGGGUCUGUGUACAGAGGUGUUUGACUUCAUGCAGGCCUUGAGUGAGAACGGGACUGGAGACAACCACCCUUCCACGGUCUUCAUACACGAAGGAAAGGAGAAGGAGAAGAGGGAGAGAGGGGAGGUGGGCACGGAGAGAGGGGAGGUGGGCACGGAGAGAGGGGAGGUGGGCACGGAGAGAGGGGAGGUGGGCACGGAGAGAGGGGAGGUGGGCACGGAGAGAGGGGAGGUGGGCACGGAGAGAGGGGAGGUGGGCACGGAGAGAGGGGAGGUGGGCACGGAGAGAGGGGAGGUGGGCACGGAGAGAGGGGAGGUGGGCACGGAGAGAGGGGAGGUGGGCACGGAGAGGGAGGUGGGCACGGAGAGAGGGGAGGUGGGCACGGAGAGAGGGGAGGUGGGCACGGAGAGAGGGGAGGUGGGCACGGAGAGAGGGGAGGUGGGCACGGAGAGCGGGGAGGUGGGCACGGAGAGCGGGGAGGUGGGCACGGAGAGCGGGGAGGUGGGCACGGAGAGAGGGGAGGAGAGAAGUGAGGAGAAUAUGGAUAAGGAAAGAGGGGAGGAGGAGAGAGAAAAAGAGCACGAUGAAGAUAUGGAGACAGAAGACAGAGGGAAGAACACAGAGAACGAGCAAUUGGAGGAGGACGAGGACAACGCGGCCCACAACCAAGAGGAAGAACCGGUCUCGUCGUUUACCGUCCAUGGAGUUGAGUCGACCUCCGGGGACCCUGCCUCCUGUCCUCUCACCCAGACGGAGGAGCCGGAGUCGGGCACAGCACCCGGCCGAGACCCCUCUCUCCCUCUGGAUCUCACGGAGAUGUUGCAGUUCUCUCUGGAGUCCCCGGGGGGCGCCACUCUGGCCUGCCUCAGUCUGAUGACUCUGGGUCUGCUGUCAGUCCACGUCUCCAUACCUGAACACAUCGUGGUGUUGGACAGCACCAUGGUGGACAAUGAGGUGGUGAAGAGUAUCUCAGUGCUGGCUGAGGAUGAUGAUGAUGAAGAGGAGAACGAGGGGCGGAGGGGGAUCGAGGUGAGGGCUCACAAGGCGUCCCACACCAAGUACCUGAUGAUGCGUGGAUACUGCGUUCCCGGGAUCGUCAACCUCCGAAACCUCAACACCAACGACAGUAUCGUGGUGGAAUCAUGCACCAUGAGACUACAUCUACGACACACACCUGUACACACGCUGUUUAAUACCCAGGACUCUCCUCCCAUAGACUUCUCCAGACAUGGUCCCUCUCUCCUCCCCGCUUUACUCUCCCAUUCCCUCAAAGCCCAUCCCUCCUCCUCCUCUCCCUCCUCCUCCCCCAUCCCCUUCUCCCCCUCCUCCUCCGUAGAGGUGUGUGAGGGGCGUCUGGUGACUCAGAGAGGUUAUAGCCCAGAGGACAUUGGUGCUGUGGCAGAGCUGAGAGCUACGCUGGAGAGACACGGAGCCUUCGGAUUGGACAGGUUGGACCUGGUGACAUCACACACACACCUGGCCGACCCGAGAGACGGACGGACCAGAGGUCUGCAGCGGUACAUACAGGACUUGCUGGAGGAAGAGCUGGUGUUGGAGGUGGGAGGGAGCUCAGUGCGUCUGGUGUUACUGAGUCACGCGGGGCCCUGGCUACUGACCUCCACAGAGAGGCAGAGAGACCGGCCACACCAAGCCCAGCGAGGAGCCUCUGCCUUUGGGGACAGAAACCACCACAACCCCCUCCUCCGCAAGAGAAGAAUGGUGGCCCCCAGAGAGCAGGAACCACGUAGUAAGAGAGGGAGAAGAGAAACGCUGAUGGAGGAAGAGGAGGUCGAGAAGAGAGAGGAGACACCGGAGGAAGAGGAGGAGAGGAAGAAGAUGCAGCCUGAAGAGAAAGACAGGAACGAGACUGCAGAGGAGACAUGGAUGGAGAGAAGAGAGGAGGAGGAAGAGAAAGAAGAGAGGGUACAAGAGGGACCAUCAUCUACCAUUGAGACAGAACAGAGCACAGAGGGCGACGGCGAGAAGCCAUUUUCAUCUCUAGCCGAGGAAGAGGAUGGUGAAGCUCGCGGACUGCCCGAGGAAGAGGAUGGUGACGCUAGCGGACUGCCCGAGGAAGAGGAUGGUGACGCUAGCGGACUGCGCGAGGAAGAGAACGACAGCGGCGGUGUGUGUGACGUGUCAUUCGUCAGUCGUCCGUGGCGUAUCGUGGACGGCAGUCUGAACAGGCCGGUGUGUAAAGGCAUGCUGGACGCUGUCCUCUACCACAUCAUGACCCGGCCUGGUUUACCAGAACACGUCUUACUGGAACACUACAGAGGGGUCUUGCAGCCAGUGGUGGUACUGGACCUCGUGCAGGCCCUCGUUGAGUUGGGCUGUAUCAAGAAGAAGUACGUGACCAGACGUCCCAAACCCUCCCUCUUCUCCCGUCCAGCCGCCGUCCUCAUGGUGGGGGAGGAGAGAGAGGGAGAGACGGGGGUGAGGCUGGAGGAGACGGGGGUGAGGCUGGAGGAGACGGGGGUGAGGCUGGAGGAGACGGCCACUGUGUUCUAUGAGCCGACCAUCGACUGUUGUCUGCGUCUAGGACCGGUUUUACCCCAUGAAAACAACUGGAACCAGUGGGUCCAGUUCGCACAACAUGAGAACAAACAGUAAGGACUGGAGUUAAAAACUGAUCUGGGUUCUAAUUCUUUCGUACACGCUGUAGUGAAACGUUUUUAUACUGAAAAUGUUUUUGCGACAAAAAAAGUUUAUAUUGUGAAAAAUGAAAGUUAGUCCCAGGCCGUUUCGUUCCCUAUGAUUCUGUUUGGUUCCAUUGAGUUGUUAGUGGAUACACACCAGGACUGCUAGGGGACGGGAGUUUUACUUGAUCAUGAUUAAUAGGCCCAGGAGUUUCUUCACAGUGGUUAACCCAAAGGUCUUUAGUUCUGACUCUUACCGGACAGCAAGAUUAGAUUUUAGCUAUAAAAAAAUGAUGUUUAGUUUCAGUUGUAGUGACACAGAGCUCUGGGAAUUAGUUUCACGUCUUAGAUGUCCUUUCAUUGGGGAGAACCUGUUAUGGUUUCAUUUCAGUUUUGUUAUUGUUUUCUUGAAAGUGUGAUUUAAUAAAAAUUCAAAUCGUGAAAUGAGA